This is a messenger RNA of Striga hermonthica, 369 nucleotides long. Lineage: Eukaryota; Viridiplantae; Streptophyta; Magnoliopsida; Lamiales; Orobanchaceae. The record is from the annotation of a GenBank genome assembly.
AUGGCUUCGGUUUGCAUAUCGAGCUGCGUGGACGACGCCCGGGCCCCGGUCCGAGCGACCUACACGAACCUCUACAAGUGGCCCGAGUCGGACUUCGAGUUCAUCCGGUCAAUGAGCUCCCGAGCCCGCGAGCCCGCCAGGUCCGAGCCCCACGCGCCACGUGUUUACGGGCAUCCAAGGGUUGUCGACAGCAUCUCGUGCCGCCAGCUAGACGACUUUACGUUCAUUACACGUGUCGAUGGUCGUGCCAUCAGCCUUCCCCCCUUGUUCGGAGGGGGGGGGAGGGGUGUAGGCCUCCCGGUACACCGGUGGGUGAAGACCCUGUACCGAGGACUCAUGGACUUACACAGUGCUCCAGUCCUACAGUGA